Corylus avellana is the source of this 3159-nucleotide messenger RNA. RefSeq names its product CASC3/Barentsz eIF4AIII binding protein. The record is from RefSeq and is a predicted model, not a curated record. Gene Ontology annotation, cellular component: exon-exon junction complex. NCBI's taxonomy places the organism in Eukaryota, Viridiplantae, Streptophyta, Magnoliopsida, Fagales, Betulaceae. Gene Ontology annotation, biological process: mRNA processing. Gene Ontology annotation, molecular function: mRNA binding.
CUUUUCCCAUUCAAUUGCUGACGACACAACCAAAAAUCCUAAAUAUCCCCUCACUCUCUCUCUCUCUCUCUCUCUCUCUAAAAUUCUAGGGUUUCACUAACGCAACGCAUGAGAUUGCAAUUUUAUAAAACCUCUAAUUACUUCCAAUUUUGGUUUCUAGGGUUUCGAUUUCCCGAGUUUUUCUCAAAUUCCCUGUUUGGUUCUCGAGUAAGUUUGCGUCUUUAGGGCUUUUGCUUGUUUGGAUUGGAUGAAAUUUUUUGAUUUGGUGUUUUGGGGUAGGGCUUUUGCUGUUUCCGAUUGAUUUAUCGUUUUCUGAAAUUGGUGUUUGGUUCCGUUAAAAGGUUGGGGUGUUAGGGUUUCCGUUUAGAGGCAUUGAUGGCUACGGCGGGUGAAGAAGAGUUGGAGUAUGAGAGCGAUCCAGAGGAAGUGAAGCGAUCGCUGGCGAUGCGGAGGCGGGAAGCCAGUGAUGAUGAGGAAGGCGAAGGAGUGGGAAGAGAGAAGCCGAGGAUGGAUCGGAGGGUUGGGACUCAUUCAGACGAAUCGGAUGACCAGGGCGGGGUCGCGGAAUAUGAGGAUGACGAAGAACUAGAUGAGGAGGAAGAAGAGGAGGAGGAAGACGAAGAAGAUGAAGAAGGAGAGCCUGCGCUCGAUAGGGUGGAUGGUGAAGAGGAAGAGGUUUAUGUGGAGAGAGGCGGUGAAGGAGAGGCACGUGUUGGUGGUGGAGUAAAGGAUUCGGCAGUUGCAAUUGUGAAUGUGAAUGAAGCUGUCGGGGCUAUGGAUAAUUUGGAGGCGGUGCAAGCAGAGGAUCAGGACGAGGGGGAGGGGGAGGAGGAGAAGAAGGAGAAUGAGCCCUUUGCUGUGCCCACCGCUGGGGCUUUCUAUAUGCAUGAUGAUCGGUUUAGGGACAAUGCCGGCGGUCGACCCAGGCGCACACAUGGUGGAAGGAGGUUGUGGGAGUCCAAAGAUGACCGGAAAUGGGGGCAUGACAAGUUUGAGGAGUUGACUUCGCAAGAAAGGCAUUAUGAAGAGGGUCGGAGAAAUUCUAAGGGUCAUUUCCGAGGCCGUGGUAAAAAUCGGGGUAUUGACCGAGGUAUUGACCGGGGUAUUGAUCGAGGUAGUGACCGAGGAUAUCCAAGAGAGAAUAGAUCUAAAGCAUAUAACAAUCAAAGCCAGGCACCUAAGACUAUGAGAGGGAGAGGGCCGAGAAGGUAUGAACCCACCUUUAAAAACAGAAGUCGGGCACCUCCAAAUGAAAACAAACAAUCUGGGAAGCCUCUUGAGAAAAAUUCACAUACUAAUUCUGGGAGAGCUUUCAUGCCUGCGUCAAAUGUGGAUUCUGAAUCUGUUCCUGCUAGCAGACUAGUGUUUGCAUCAAGCUUGAAUUCUGCUUCUCCGCCAUUUUACCCUUCAGGCUCUUCCACUAAAGACAUCGCUCUGAUGCCAAAAAGAGAUGUACAAGCUGGUAGUUCCAACAGGAGUUUUCACACAGCUGCUAUGGAUGAUGGUUCUUCUGUCCCACAAACCAAUGCAUUGCUUCGAGGGAAGAAUAUAGCUCAAUCUGUUGGCAUGGACAAGCUUUAUAUUGAUGAGUCCAUCAAUCCAGGUACUGGAAAGGCUUUGACUAAUCUGCAAAUGCCACUUUCUGGGUCCUCAUUAGUCAGUACAACACAAUCUCCUCCGACCAGGGCUCAGGGAAAGGGUCUAGCUAUCCAAGGACACACAAAUUAUCAACCAAAUCCACCUCAUAGUCAAAUCAAUAGAGUUUCUCCUUCAACACAAUUCCAUCCUGUUCAGAGAAGUCCUUCUCAAAGCAGAGUUCAACCUUUUGUGCAAGCUGCUGCACAGCAGUCAAGCCAGCGUCCUGGUAGUGGUUCUCAAGCUUCCUCCCCCUCAAAAACGGUUCUUUCAAUAAAUUCUUAUGAACCUGGAGAAGUUGAAUCUCCUUCAGAAUCAAAUAAAUCUAAAGUUGCAUUGGUUGGAAAGGGAAAAGGCAAUGCUCAAGGUAGUGGGAGGGGUUCUGUUAUGUAUGGUGGGUCUCAGGUUAUUGGAGCUACUGGGAGCAUGGCAGUUGGUCACGGAGAUCAAAACUUCCCUGGGACUCCAACGUUUUUGCCAGUUAUGCAAUUUGGAGGCCAGCAUCCUGGUGGUAUUGGAGUUCCUGCCGUUGGCAUGGCGUUCCCUGGUUAUGUUGGUCAGCCACAACUUGGUUUGGGAAAUUCUGAGAUGACAUGGCUACCCGUUUUGGCGGGUGCAGCAGGAGCUUUAGGGGCUACAUACUGUUCACCCUAUAUUACUGUUGAUGGUGCUUAUCAUGCUCGCCCAUCAGGGCAGACAUCUUCCAUGGGUGCCUCAAGCAAAGAAAAUAACUUGAACAAACCCAAUAAGGAAUGGAAGCCUUCCCAGAGGCCUGAACUUGCGAAUGAUGAAUUUGGGCAGCGACAAAAUAAGCCUCGCAGAUACUCGGAGAUGAACUUUGGCCAGUGAAGUACAUAGAUUUAAUGGAGCCUUUUUUAAUAAGCAGAUAAAGGUUUACUAUCACCCAAUUAAACUUUUGUGUUGUUUGGGUGUCGCAAAAUUCUGAGUUGUGAUUGCUUGGUGCUGCAGGCCUUCCCCCAGGCCCUUUGUGAUCUCCAGCUUUUGUUCUGGAGCACUUUGGGCCGCUAUAGGUUCAAUAAUAUUUUAGUUAUAUAUGACAAACACCUGCUCAUGCUGCACUAAAUAGUUUAAGAACAAUAUUGCGGCCUGACGGGUGGCAGUUGCUUUUUUAAACAUGCGGUUUUCAUGUGGGUUUGGUUUUUCAGUGAAGCUUGUGAGAAAUGUAGGCCUGGCUUCCAAAAAUAUAAAGAAAAGCAAAAAAGAAGAGAUUUAUUGUGCAGUAGCUGUUUGAUUAGUGGAGUUGAAUUUUUUUAUUUAUAUUAUUGGUUUGGUUUUUCAUUUGUUACUACUUGGUGACAAUAACCAUUGUUCUGAGAGGACCUUUAAUGUAAUGGGAUUUUUCUGGAAUUUGCUGGCGAUGUUGCAGCAACAGCUAUAGAUUUAGUUGAUCAUGGGGAGUGUCAGGGUAGUCGUUAGUAUUGGUGUAAUGAGUGGGCUUAUUAUUAACCAUUAUCCGUUAUAACUGAUGUUUUUCUAGGCAAUGCAACUCUUGGUUAUUGUGUA